CAAGACACAUCUCUAACUGAGACUCUAAUCCAGAGAAGGACGAAACAGGAUAACUAUCAGUGGAUGAUUAACUUUUAUUUUGGGAAUUAAGGACUAAUGUUUUUAUUUUUAAGAAAAAUAACUAAUUUUCACAAUUGUUCUUUCUUUUCCCCUUUUUGGCCUCUAUCCAUUCCUGGUUGGUUGAUUUUUGGCCUUAAUAUCAUCAGAAAACUCUUGUGGCCAUGUAACCAACUGUUUCUUCAGUCCUGGAUGCCUCUCAUCUGGUGAACCUAAUCACUUUUCAUUCAUUAGGCUCCAUCCAGUUUCACCGUUAACAUUUGAGCAGAUUUUAGGACGCUGCAGGACUCUGUUGAGGUUUCAGCUAUGUUACGUUGUGUUCUUCAGCGAGCCAACAACUUGAGACACUCUGACCCUCUGGGGAGUGUCACAUUCAGAGGAUCCAAGAAGAAAACAAAGGUCAUCAAAAACAACCCCAACCCAGUUUGGAAUGAGGGAUUUGAAUGGGAUCUGAAGGGGAUUCCUCUGGACUCUGGAGCAGAAAUUCACUGUGUCGUAAAAGACCAUGAGAAGAUGGGAAGAAACAGGUUUCUGGGAGAAUGUCGGCUGUCUCUCAGAGACGUCCUCAACUCACCCAACUUAGCCGCCUCCUUUACUGUUUCCCUGGUGGACACGAAGAGAAACAACACAGGGGCCACGUUGACCCUGCAGGUUUCCUACAUCCCUCCUCCAGGAUCGGCCCCUAUCUUCCACCAUCCUCCCCAACCAGAGCCCAUGAUACAUAACAACCCCAAUGUGGAGCUGGACACCGUCACAAUGAUUUCUCUGGAUACUUUGGGUGAGGAAGACACAGAGAGCAUGAUUAUGGUGGAGGCUCCAGAAGACCAGGGAGCCGACGAUGGACGCUCCAUGGUGAUAGUCGGCCCUCAGGGGCCACCUGGCCAGGAGUCUCCCACCGCCCAGAUCCCUAAGCGCUCACCACCAUCCUACAAUGCCCAUGGAGGGCUGAGGAAGAGGAGGAGAGGAGCCAGUAGUCAGCCCAAACAACUGCCCAACAAACCGCAGGACAUACAGAUUCGUGUGCGGGUUAUUGAGGCAAGGCAGUUGCCAGGCAUUAACUUAAAACCCGUUGUAAAGAUAGCAGUAGCUGGACAAACCAAGAGGACUCGUAUCAGAAAAGGCAACAACCCCAACUUUGAUGAGACGUUUUUCCUAAACUUCUUUGAGACACCUUCAGACCUGUUUGAUGAACCUAUUUUCAUUACUGUGUGUGACUCUCGCUCACUUAGAACUGACGCAGUGAUUGGUGAAUUCAAGUUGGAUGUUGGCACUGUGUACAAUGAGCACAGACACUGCUUUUUGAGGAAAUGGCUGCUGCUGUGUGACCCUGAUGAUCUUUCUGCUGGUGUUCGAGGUUAUUUGAAGGUCAGCUUGUUCGUUUUGGCAGCUGGAGAUGAGCCACCGGCUGAUAAACGUGAGUGUGUUGAGGAAAAGGAGGACAUAGAGGGAAACCUGCUGAGACCAGCCGGUCUCUCUCUGAGAGGAGCCAUGUUUACGCUUAGGAUCUUCAGAGCUGAAGACUUGCCACAAAUGGACGAUGCCUUCAUGGAUGGGAUGAGGCAGGUUUUUGGGUUUGAUACAAACAGAAAGAAUUUAGUGGAUCCAAUGGUGGAGAUCCACUUUGCUGGCAAAACGGUCUGCACAAAAAUUUUAGAGAAAAAUGCCAAUCCACAGUGGAACCAGAGUCUGGCUUUGCCUAUUAGAUUUCCAUCCAUGUGUGAGAAGAUGAGGAUCAGAAUUGUGGACUGGGACAGAGCCAGUCAUAAUGAUGUUAUUGGCACCACCCACCUUUGUAUGUCUAAGAUCUCUGCUCCUGGAGGAGAGAUAGAUGAUGACUUGACUCCUCGGACCAUCCACUCUGGCAUUGAUGACAGUCUUGGUUUCCUGCCGACGUUUGGUCCAUGUUUUGUCAACCUGUAUGGCAGCCCCAGAGAGUUCACUGCCUUCAACGAUCCCCAUGAGGCUCUAAACCUGGGAAAAGGUGAGGGUGUGGCAUACCGAGGGAGAGUUUUACUGGAACUAUCCACCAAGCUGGUGGACAAACCAGACCAGAGAACCGAAGACAUCCUAUCAGAUGAUCUGUUGGUGGUGGAGAAGUUUCUCAGGAAGAGGAAGUUCUCUCUUUUCGUGGCUUUUUACUCAGCCACGCUCCUUCAGGAUGUAGAUGACGCCAUCCAGUUUGAGGUCAGCAUCGGUAACUAUGGCAACAAGUUUGACUACACCUGCCUCCCUCUGGCCUCUACCACACAGUUCAGCAGGGCUGUGUUUGAUGGUUGCCACUACUACUACCUCCCAUGGGGAAAUAUAAAGCCCGUGGUGGUUCUGUCCUCAGAGUGGGAAGAUAUCCGUCCGAGGAUUGAAGCUCUCAACAUGCUGCUGACUAUCGUAGACAGACUGGAGAUGAACCUGCAGCGGGUGCAGCUGCAGGUGAAGGCAGGCAAUGAUCUGGAGGAGGUGGAGCUCCGAGUGGUCGAACUGUUGGAUCAGCUCAUAGAAGAUUGCAGUGAGGAGCUGCCCUCCCUCGACCAGUGGCAGUGUGCUACACCUCUGGAUCGCUCAUUGAGGCACAUUCGAACCCUCCACCUGCAGCAGAUCGUUUCUGCGGCACUGGCGCUCAAACACGGGCCUGAAACGGAGCUUUCCACGGUGCUGGAGCAGGCUGAGGACUGGGCCAGCAGACUGAGGACUAUAGCUGAGGAGCCCCAGAACAGUCUUCCAGACAUUGUGAUAUGGAUGUUGCAGGGCGACCGCAGGGUGGCUUACCACCGCAUCCCAGCACACACAGUCCUCUUCUCUCAGCAGCACUGUGGGAAACAUUGCGGACAGCUGCAGGCCAUCUUUCUCAAGCACCCACAGGGCAGCAGUGGAGAAGCCAAACUUCCUGGUCAGCUGAGGGUCAAAGUGUGGUUCGGACUGGCUGCUGACGUCAAACACUUCAACCAAUAUGCCGAAGGAAAACUGUCGGUCUUUGCUGAAACUUAUGAGAACCAGACUCGGCUCGCACUGGUGGGCAGCUGGGGAACGACGGGUUUAACCUACCCAAAGUUCAGCGACGUCACCGGGAGAGUGAAGCUGCCCAAAGAGAGCUUCAAACCCUCGCCAGGCUGGGCCUGGGCUGGAGACUGGUUCAUCAGCCCCGAGAGGACAUUGCUGUUUGAUGUGGACGCUGGUCACAUGACCUUCACAGAGGAGGUGUUUGAAAACCAGAUGAGGUUACCAGGCGGACAGUGGAUCGGCAUGCCGGAAGGAUACACUGAUGUGAAUGGAGAAAAAGCUGUGCCAAAGGACGAGGUGGAGUGUCCUCUCGGGUGGGUGUGGGAAGAGGUGGAGUGGAGUGAAGACCUCAACAGGGCUGUGGAUGAUCAAGGCUGGGAAUACGGCCUCACCAUUCCUCCGGAUCGCCGCCCCAAAUCCUGGGUGCCCGCGGAGAAGAUGUAUCACACCAACCGCAGAAGAAGAUGGAUACGUAUGAGACGGAGAGAUCAGCAGAAGAUGGAAACUCUCUGGAAGCAGCGUCCUGAUGAGGCUGAAAGGGAAGGCUGGGAGUACGCCUCGCUGUUCGGCUGGAAGUUCCACCUGAAGCCCCGAAAGACGGACAGCUUCAGGAGGCGCAGGUGGAGGUGCCGCAUGGAGCCGCUGGAGAAAACGGGACCAGCGGCCAUCUUUGCUUUGGAGUGUUCUCUGAGCAGCAUUGAGGAUAAACAUGAUGACAAGUCCGUAACAACGACAUUUGGAGUCAACAGACCAACCAUUUCAUGUUUCUUUGACCGAGGAACCCGCUACCACCUACGCUGCUAUCUGUAUCAGGCCAGAGACCUGCUGGCUAUGGACAAAGACAGCUUCUCAGACCCCUAUGCCAUCGUGUCCUUCCUCCAUCAGUCCCAGAAAACAGUGACUAUGCGAAACACCCUCAAUCCCACUUGGGACCAGACACUCAUCUUCUACGAGGUGGAAAUUUUUGGGGACCCAGAUGCGACAAUGUCCAAUCCUCCCAAUGUUGUGGUGGAGCUUUACGAUCAGGAUACGUAUGGAGCAGAUGAAUUCAUGGGCCGCUGUGUGUGCCAGCCCUCCCUGACUCCCUCCCCUCGCCUGGCCUGGUUUCCGAUUUGCAUAGGAGACAAGAGCGCUGGCGAGCUGCUGGCUGCUUUUGAGCUAAUACGCAGAGAAAAGCCUGCAGUUCACCACAUUCCAGGACAAGAGGGAGACAUCGUCAGCUCCACCCACGUGCUAGAUGAGUUGAUGUUUUCAGGAUUCCUCUCUGAAAACCUGCAGCAAUGGCCAGAGGAGUCAGACCUUCCAUACCCGCCUCCUCAGAGAGAGCCCAACGUCUUCAUGGUUCCUCAGGGAAUCAAACCCAUUCUGCAGAGAACCGCCAUCGAGAUUCUAGCAUGGGGCGUCCGAAACCUGAAGAGUUUCCAGCUGGCCAGCGUCACUUCUCCGAGCCUUCAGGUGGAGUGCGGUGGCACCAUGAUCCAGAGCUGCGUCAUCCGCAGUGUUAAGAAGAAGCCAAACUUUGACAUCAAUACGCUCAUCCUUGAUGUGAGACUUCCACGCGAGGAGCUGUACAUGCCUCCAAUUGUCAUCAAAGUUAUUGACAACCGUCAGUUUGGGAGGAAGCCGGUGGUUGGUCAGUGCACCAUCCGAUCCCUGGAGGAGUAUCGGUGCUUUCAAGAUGCGCAGCAAGCUGCAGAGGAAGACGAGGAUGAUGAUGAUGAAUGGAGACGUGAGAUGCCCCAUUUGACCUCUGGGGAGGUGUUUAUUGACAUUGAUGAUGAGGAGCCACUUGUCUGUGACCAGCUUGCAGAUGGAGCCAGUUCAGCUAUCAUUAACCUUUCAGCCUCUAGUACCAGCCUCCAUGCAGAAGAAUCCAUGGAUUGGUGGAGUAAGUUUUACGCAUCCACUGGAGAGAAGAACAAGUGUGGAACCUAUCUGGAGAGAGGCUUCGACACUCUGAUGGUUUACGACCAGAUGUUGGAAAAAGCAGAGGAUUUUGAAGGCCUAUCUGAUUUCUGCCAAACAUUCAAACUGUACAGAGGAAAGACUCAGGAUGAAGGAGAUGACCCGUCCGUGGUGGGAGAGUUCAAGGGUAUGUUUAAGAUCUACCCCCUGCCCGAGGACCCAUCAGCCCCUGCUCCAACCAGACAGUUCAAAAAGCUUCCUCCCAAUGGGAUCGAGGAGUGUUUGGUCCGAGUCUAUAUCAUUCAGGCUCAAGGACUGCAGCCCAAAGACGCCAAUGGAAAGUGUGACCCUUAUGUGAAGAUAUCUCUGGGAAAAAAGUCCAUCAAUGACCAUGAAAAUUACAUCCCCUGUACACUGGAUCCUGUCUUUGGAAAGAUGUUCGAGCUCACUUGUUCCCUCCCUCUGGAGAAAGACCUUCGGGUGAUGCUGUAUGACCAUGACAUGCUCACCAAAGACGAGAAGAUUGGAGAAACCGUUAUUGACCUGGAGAACCGCUUCCUGUCUAAAUAUGGAGCCAUGUGUGGUCUGCCGCAGUCCUACUGUGUAUCUGGGAUAAACCAGUGGCGAGACCAGCUGACACCAAGGCAGCUGCUGGGCAGAUUGUGUGAGCGUCGAAACCUGCAGAAACCUCUGUAUGAAGACGACUCAGUCCGCUUCAGAGGACAGCGAUACACGGCUGCAGACCUCGAGGACAAAAAUGAAUCUAAACGUCACCUCGGUCCACUUAAAGAGAGAUUGGCCCUUCACAUCUUAAGGAAGCAGGGUCUGGUACCUGAACAUGUUGAAACCAGACCACUAUACAGCCCACUGCAACCUGACAUAGAGCAGGGGCGUCUGAUGAUGUGGGUGGACAUGUUCCCCAAAUCUCUGGGACCACCUGGACCCCCGUUCAAUGUCACACCACGCAAGGCAAAAAAGUUUUUUCUGCGUUGCAUCAUCUGGAACACCAGUGAUGUCAUCCUGGAUGAUGUCAGCAUCAGCGGGGAAAAGAUGAGCGACAUCUAUGUUAAAGGCUGGCUCGAUGGGCAUGAACACAACAAACAGAAGACAGACGUCCACUACCGCUCUCUGGGCGGCGAGGGCAACUUCAACUACAGAUUACUGUUUCCCUUCCACUAUUUACCUGCAGAGCAGCUGUGUGUUGUCGACAGGAAGGAACACUUCUGGAGUAUGGAUAAAGCUGAGACUAAACUGGUUCCUAAGCUGACCAUCCAGAUCUGGGACAAUGACAAGUUCUCUUUUGAUGACUACCUCGGCCACUUGGUGAUGGACCUGAACCACAUGCUGCGUCCCGCCAAGUCUUCAGAGAAAUGCACCCUGCAGCUGCUCGACCAGCCGGUGGACAAACUGGUGUCUCUGUUUGAACAAAAGACGGUGAAAGGGUGGUGGCCCUGCACCUGCGAGCAGAAUGGAGAGAAGAUUAUCGCUGGGAAGGUGGAGAUGUCUUUGGAGAUUGUGACAGAGCAGGAGCAAGAGGAGAGACCAGCCGGCCUCGGCAGAGAUGAACCCAACAUGAACCCUCAUCUAGAGGAGCCUCAGCGUCCAGAGACGUCCUUCCUGUGGUUCUCCUCCCCCUAUAAGACCCUCAGGUUCAUCCUGUGGAGGCGGUUCAAGUGGCUUAUCAUCCUCUUUAUUAUCCUCUUCUUCAUUCUCCUCUUCCUGGGCGUAUUUCUUUACUCCUUCCCGAACUAUGCUGCUAUGAAGAUGGUUGCACCUUUUGGUCCAGCCAAGGCUGCAGAGUGAUGAUGAAGAGAAAAGGAAGGAAGAGAAAUGGAAAUGUGAACAGAAGGACACAAGUGAAAUAAGCCAUAUAAGGCUGAACUUUAUUUUUCUCAUUUUAAGCCUUUUUAUGUCCUCCUCUGAAGCUGCGAGGAUGAGCAAAGAUGAGUUCUAGACACUGUUUUGUACAGGUAGACCUGAUCAGCAAUAGCUAUGAGUGAUAAUGUGUCUGUGCCUUUAUUAGUUCCACCCACUCUGCACUACUGUUAUGAAAGGAUUUCCAAAGGGUUUAUCAGAUCUUGGCGCGUGACGUCUGCAUCCUUGUCAUGCCUCCAUCACCGCUUUCAUAUCUUCUGACUCCAUGCAGAAAUGAAGCAGGAUAAAAAAAAACCAAAAAAAAAAACUCUGCAAACGCAAAACAGCAGAGACAAAUUCAAAGAUUUUGAUGUUGCUUGAUCUUUUUCCCACCCACUGUUUCCCAGCAAGACGCACAGUGAAGUCAGGCAGCCUAAAUGGAUUCAAAAUGUCAAACUUUAUUGCUCCAAAAGUUCAAUCUGAGGUUAAAACGGGAAGGGAAUUUUCAAGUUAUGCUCUUUGAAUCACUGCUUUACAUCAUUUUCUUCUCUACGCUGCUUUGAAGUGGGUCACGCAGUAUGUGUGGUCGUAUGUGAUGCCUUCAGGUGUGGUGGGAUUUCUUAGUGGUUACCAGUUCAAACAUUAUAAAGCCCUCAUCAGCUCUUUAUUUUUUCCCCACUUGUCUGAUUUUCACCCCUUUUCAGAUCGUCCUUAGCCUUCCUUUUUCCUAAUUUCCUAGUCUUUGCUUCUUCACACCCCCUUACUUUUUUAUUUUUCCUUUUUUUUCUCAUUAACACUUUUCUCUCUUUUCAUCAUGUCCCUUUGCCUCCUCUUCCUCUGCUUCCUCCUGUUCCCCAGUUCCUCACCGGGUCUCCCACCGCCUUCUUUCUUGCAGUGCUCUCAGGGUUCAGCAGGUUAAGUCUGGGAUUUGCUCUUGUUGAUCUCAGAGCUUGAGCUUUAUUUGUACAAAUCAGGUCUGAGAUAGAUCAUCUAGGCAGAUAAGGACAUAUAACUGUGUAUGUGUGUGUCUGUGUGUGUGAGGGGCUUAAUUCAGUAAUAUUUCCAGCUCUUUCCAUGAGCAAAGCAAAACACAGAUUAAAAAAAGAAAUCAAUCACAAUUUAAAAUACGCAUGAUUGAAAUAUUCAAAUCCAAUUUAAUCUUUUAUUGAAGUUUCUAAAUUUUGAGUUUUUUUUCCCUCUGGGUUCGCUCACUCAGUUUGUUUUGGUCCAGACCUGAGUGGAAAAGUUGACUUGAUUCAGUUGGGUUCAGUUUUGGUUUAUGGCAGCUGAUUAAAACUUAAUCAGGCCUCUUAAACAAAAGUCACACAGAGCUCAUUUAAUAGAAUUUUCUUCAAAUAGGUGGUAAGAAUUAAACACAAAACCCAUUUUACAUUCAAAACUGCUUCUGGUUUAUUAUCAUAGAUCAAAUCACUCUCAUUUAUACCUGAUGUGUAGAAGUGUUUAUUCUAUAAAAAAAUAAUUAAUUAAAGAAAAGAAGUGUUUAUUGUAAGUAAACCAAACUUACUGAAAAUGUAACAUUUAAAGCUUACUCUGCUUUAGCAUUGUUAAAGAUUUCCUCCAAACAGUAAAUAAAUAAGUCCAACAGCUUUAAACUUAUUAAUGGAUAUCAGUGUUGCCUCUGGGUGGAUUCAUGCAUAUAAACAAGAGAGAAACAAGCUUGAUAAUCAUAGGAGGAAACAGAAAAAAGCUCAUCAUGGAAGAAGCAUUUAUUUAAACUUAAAUAUGUGUUUUUGUUUCAGAUCUUUAAACAUCUGAGCGAGCCUUAAACACUACAGCUGAUCUGAACUAGAUUUAUUCAGACAAGAAUGCUGUAAGUUGUGUUUACAGUGAAUAAUCCAGAAGCCUUCCUAAUGCAAACUUGGCUCUGUUUUUGCCCGAUGUUCUUCCUGCCAGUGGAUGCAAUGUGCCUUUAGCUUCUAGCUUUGCUGCUUUUUACAUGCAGAAGCAUCAUCUCUUGCCUCAACGUGAAGCAAAUAUAAAGUUCUUGCAGGUGUGUUUCAAGUUUCUGUGAGUUUGGAUAAUUUUUCAGUUGGAUUUUUAUGAAGUUUUCAGUUAAAGGUAAAUGAGCAUAAACAUGAAACACAAGCUCCUCACCUCUAAAGUGAUGCCAUUAAACUGCACUAAGCAGAAACAAUGAUGACCGACAUGUUUAAUCUGGAAUCAUUUUUUGCAUGUACAGGUUUGAGACGAGUCCAUUUGCUGAUGUAAAAAGGUUUAAUGCCAGUAAAAUGCAGACUGAAUGUAUCCGGAACAUGAUGUGUAUCUGUCCUCAUAUCUGCAAAAAGCAAUACAGUGUACACCGCGUUAUUCUGUAUUAUCAAUAAACUGCAUUUCUGUUCA
Molecule: messenger RNA, 9171 nt
Organism: Melanotaenia boesemani (Boeseman's rainbowfish)
Lineage: Eukaryota; Metazoa; Chordata; Actinopteri; Atheriniformes; Melanotaeniidae
Gene: dysf
Product: dysferlin, limb girdle muscular dystrophy 2B (autosomal recessive)
Exons: 57
Coding region: 364-6759 (2131 amino acids)
Biological process (GO): macrophage activation involved in immune response; T-tubule organization; monocyte activation involved in immune response
Cellular component (GO): membrane; cytoplasmic vesicle; T-tubule
Molecular function (GO): calcium-dependent phospholipid binding; calcium ion binding
Source: RefSeq, a predicted model, not a curated record